AUGUCUGAAGAAACUCAAAAUACUCCGAUUGAAGUAAACAGUGAAGCAACCACAUCGCAGGUGGAAAAUAACCAUGUGGUCGAUUGGAACCGUAUGCGAACAACAGACUUGAGGGCAAUGUGUUCAAAGUGUGGCCUUCAGGUUGAUGGUAGUAAAACUGAAUUGGUGGGCCGUUUGGAAGCCUUCUGGAAUGAUCCCGAAGAGGAACCUGUGAAACCAGAUGCAAGAAAGGGAAAGUCAGUUGACCAUGAGUUCGGUAAAAAAUAUGAUGAAAGAGAUAGAUCCCCUCCUUCGGAGGAGCUUGGUUAUAACGAUGCUUUUUUCUCCUACAUGGAAAAUAAGGUGGAGGAAAAAAUUGAGGAGAAAUUAAGUAAUUCAUUAUCGAGGGUACUAGAUAGAGGUUUGCAACAAUGGACAGCAAGGUUAAAGGGUGCUAAUACGAUUGAGUCAAGUUUCCCUAAAAAGAAAUUUAGAAGAAUACGGGAUCAAUAUGAGUAUGAUUCUAUAUGUGAUGCAGGCAUUAUGCUUCAGGGGGCAAUUCAAGAAGAUUCGAGAGAAAAGGUAGAGGAGGUACAGGAAAGAUUGAGGCUGAGGGUGUUUAUUUUAAGGGUGGUUGAGGAAGAAGGUUGGAAUAUGGUGGCUAAAAUUCCGAAACCAAAUGAGGAGGGUGAUGAAUUUAAGGAAUUAUUGGAUGAGGCUAGGAAGAAAGCAAUGCAACGGGAUGGAUUUGCCUCAUCGUAUUAUCGAAGACCAUGGCAAUUUAAAGGAAGACGAUUUUGGAGUUGGGGUGCGGGAGGAAACUACUAUACGCCGUAUCCUCAUCCUCAGCAGUAUAUGCAGCAGUCACAAUUACUCAUGAAUCAAUUUCAAAACCAAAGUAUAUUUUCUAACACGGGUCCUACUUAUCAGAAUGCAUUUAAUAAGAAUUUGAAUAAACAGUUUACUUGUUAUUAUUGUGGGGGCGCAGGUCACACUGCUUCAGUUUGUGCCUCAAGAUCGGCAGAAGAAGGAGUUGAAAAAAAUAAAAACGUUAGUAAAUAUGGAACAAAGCAGAGAUGUUGUUGGGAAGAUCCACGAGCCAGUUGCAGUAAGAUAUUGGAUGGAGAAAAUAAAUCCGCCACCAGUAGUAGCAUGCUGGUUAAAGAAUCAAGUGCCUUUAUUUCCAAGAAAUGUAUGGAGUUUAGUCGAGAGCGGGAUUCCAAAACCUUACAAGUUGACUCUAGAUCAAAUGAAAUGGCUAAAGGAGGAAAUUAG
Molecule: messenger RNA, 1254 nt
Organism: Racocetra persica
Lineage: Eukaryota; Fungi; Glomeromycota; Glomeromycetes; Diversisporales; Gigasporaceae
Source: the annotation of a GenBank genome assembly